Chenopodium quinoa (quinoa) is the source of this 1739-nucleotide messenger RNA. RefSeq names its product probable mannitol dehydrogenase. The coding region runs from base 233 to 1330 and encodes 365 amino acids. Lineage: Eukaryota; Viridiplantae; Streptophyta; Magnoliopsida; Caryophyllales; Amaranthaceae. Gene Ontology annotation, molecular function: cinnamyl-alcohol dehydrogenase activity. Gene Ontology annotation, biological process: lignin biosynthetic process. The record is from RefSeq and is a predicted model, not a curated record. The transcript has 5 exons.
UAUAUCCUUGAUGAUAAUGUUAUCACUUACUUCACUUAUGAAGGCUUUUUUGGUUUUGACUAGUGCUGAUACUACUGUUAUUGAAAGCUUUACUUGUUCAUCAAUCAAUCACAAGGAAUUCCUCUUAUAAAAGGGGGAACUUUCCCUGAGAUGCUACAUCAGUACAUUGUGACUUGAAAUUUUCAAUAAUUUAGAGAUUUUACGGAGUAUUGUACUAGUACAAGUAUAUAUAAUGUCCAGCACAUAUGAAUCUGUAGUUGAUCAGCAGCAACAACAGGCUUAUGGAUGGGCAGCUCGCGAUUCAUCAGGCAUCCUUUCACCCUUUGAUUUUUCUAGAAGGGCCAAUGGAGAAAAUGAUAUCACUGUCAAAAUAUUGUAUAGUGGUAUUUGUCACACUGAUCUUCACUUUGUUAAGAAUGAUCAUGGAAUGUCCAACUAUCCACUUAUCCCCAGACAUGAGAUGGUAGGAACAGUUAUUACUACUGGAGCCAAGGUAACAAAAUUCAAAGUAGGGGACAAAGUUGGGGUAGGAACCAUGGUUGAUUCCUGUCGUUCGUGUGAUAGUUGUGGCAAGCAUCUUGAGAAUUACUGUCCCAAAAUGAUCUUAACAUAUGGAUCCACUUACUUGGAUGGCACCCCUACAUAUGGAGGCUACUCUGAUAUAAUAGUGGUAGAUGAGCAUUUUGCUGUUCGCAUUCCUGAGAAGAUGGCACUUGAUGCUACUGCCCCUCUUUUAUGUGCCGGCAUCACUGUCUACAGCCCUUUUAAAUACUUUGAGCUUGACAUUCCUGGACUCCAUGUUGGCGUUGUUGGCCUUGGUGGUCUAGGACACUUGGCUGUGAAAUUUUCCAAGGCAUUUGGUGCUAAGGUCACGGUCAUUAGCACCUCACCUAACAAAAAGGAGGAAGCUAUCAAUCGUCUUGGUGCUGAUUCAUUUCUGGUCAGCCACGACCCUCAGCAACUGCAGGCUUCUGUGGGGACAAUGGACGGUAUAAUUGAUACAGUCUCAGCAACUCAUCCUCUCUUACCAUUGAUUGAUCUGCUGAAGACUCAUGGAAAGUUGAUCAUGGUUGGGGCUCCAGGCAAACCUCUUGAGUUGCCAAUCAACCCUCUGCUAAUGGGUAGGAAGAUCGUAGCUGGAAGUUGUGCCGGAAGCAUGAAAGAGACACAGGAGAUGAUCGAUUUUGCUGCUAAUCAUGAUAUUAAAGCAGAUAUUGAGGUUGUUCCAGUGGAAUAUGUUAACACGGCCAUGGAGCGUCUACUCAAAGCAGACGUUAGGUAUCGUUUUGUCAUCGACAUUGGCAACACACUGAAAGCUGCACUAGGAUAAAUUCAUUUUGCAUACUGAUAUUAAGACUUAAGAUGCUAUAAUAAGCUGUGACAAGUUUGAUGAAAUUCAAGUCUUGGCUUGUACGGAAUACGGAGGGUUUUUUUUCUUCCUAUGUAAAAAUCAUUAAUGUUAAUUUCAAAUAUAGUAAUGUAUCUACUACCUCAUGCCCUCAUCACAGUUUGAUGCAAUGUGGUUAUUGCAUAUUGAGUUCUAGGGUUUUUUUUCAUCCUCAUUGUAAUAAAAAAGUUACCUAAUGUUUGUAAAAAUAAAAGCGAACAAUUAUGAAUGUAUGCUCUUCUCUAUUUCUAACCUUAAUAUUCACAUGUCUAAAACAUAAUCAAACAAAAAAAUCGAAAAUUUGAUAAUAUAAGACUCGAAACAGGACAACACCGAAAAAACUAGUCCAAAA